CAUGGCAGCGUCUAUGCGCGUAUUAUAACCUGUAAUCUGUUGUUUUUGUGAUAGUUUGAAAUUAUAGAAAAUAAAUGAUGUUAAAAAUAUUUAUUUCUAAUAUAAAGAAAAAAUAAAGUAUAAUACAAUGAUUAAAGGUGGAUAUAGUUGUGCAAUGAAAGAAUGCUCGAAUAUUUCUGGACGAGUUCCUGGGCUCAGUUUUUUUCGUUUUCCGCGAGAUCCAGAAAGAUCUAAGUUAUGGCUGAGAAAUUGUGGACGUAUUAUUGAAACCUCGACAGAAAAUCUAUAUAAAAAUUAUCGUGUUUGUGAAAAUCAUUUUAAAUCGUCAAUGUUUUUAAAUGAUUUGAGAAAUCGAUUGCAGCCACAUGCAUUUCCAAUACCAUUAGAUAAUUAUUUAGCACAUAAAUCAUUAUUAAUUUCUGACAAUCAGACAUUCUCAAAUAACGAUGGUAAAGAUGUCACUAAUUUUAUUUCUUUGAUAUAUGUUAAUAUUAGAAAUUCUAUUUAUUUUAUAGAUAUACAUUUAUCAAUUGAUAGUUCAAAUCAAAUUAUAAGUAAAAAAAAACAAAAGGAUCAGCAGACGCAGAUCGAAUUUGAUAGAAAAGAUAAAGAAAUACAAACAGACUCUAAAUUAUCAAAUUAUUUGCAAGAACAGAUACUCAGAAACAAGAUUUGUUUGUUACAAAGGAAAUUGCAAAAUCUAAAACAACAAUUAAAACGACAAAAAAAAACAAUAUCAGUGAAACAAACUUUAUUUAAAAGAAUUUUGCAAUAUUACGGGUCAACUUCUACCAUUACUCAUUGACUUUAGAAAAAUUCAAAUACAUUUUAAUCACAAGACAUGUAAAAGAACAUAUGAUUCUAAGAGAGUUUUAUUUGAACACAACCACUUAGAUCAGGGAUACCUAGACUUACAGUAACCAGUACGACUGAUCAAUCAAAUGAUCUCAUUUUCAACUAGUCAAUAAGCAUUUCAUUUGAUUAUACACAGUAUGAUUCUCUCUAUACAAAAAUCUAUUUGAUAAUUUAUACCAAAUGACAAUUUUGUUGUAUAUGUAAAGACUCUGGAAAACUUAUUUAACAAAAAGAUUGAAGAGAGAAUAUGUUUUGAAAAAACGUAUUGCUAGUAAAUUUUAAUUUUUUAUGCAAAUAGAAUUUAUUUAUUUUUGCUUCUCGUAUUUUCCAUAAUUAUUUAAUAAACGUUUAUGUUGGAGUACGAUUAUUUUAUCCUUUAAAAUUUAUUAACAAGCGAUUUUAUUUAUUAUCUAGUUUUAAAAGAGUGUAAUUUUGCGACAUCAUUAAAAUUUUAUGUUAUGUCCAUUUUUUUUGCAUGAUUUUAUAUAAUUUAUAGAUAUGCAUUUGUUAUGUUAAAAAUAAAUGUAUUUAAUUAA
This is a messenger RNA of Cataglyphis hispanica, 1391 nucleotides long. RefSeq names its product THAP domain-containing protein 2-like. The transcript is spliced from 3 exons. Gene Ontology annotation, molecular function: sequence-specific DNA binding. The record is from RefSeq and is a predicted model, not a curated record. The coding region runs from base 128 to 805 and encodes 225 amino acids. Lineage: Eukaryota; Metazoa; Arthropoda; Insecta; Hymenoptera; Formicidae.